CGAGCAGCCGUUCAGUCUCGGCCAAUCAGAAGCGUUUUAAAGUUAAAACUGGGAGCGCUGGCCAAUCAAAAGCCACUCUUAUGCGCGCUGUGGCCUUGGCGAAGGCAGGUGUGCGUAAGCGACUGACAGUUCUGAAAGUGUUUGAUGAUUUUGGUACAUCGGAGGCCGCUGUAUCGGCUAUGAAGAAUGAUUCUAGUAGUAGAAGUACCUACCCCUCUACCCCUACACGAGCGUGGGUGGACCCGGAGUCCACCCAGCAGAUGGUGGAGCUGUGGGGACAAUUAUGCGCUUCACUUGGUACUGGCCUGACCAAAGUGAAGAGUGGGAAUCUGCGCAAGGAUGUUAAAGAAGGCGACAGCACAAGCAAUAGCCCAGUGGUGGACUCUCACACAACAGCAAGUGCAGAAGUAGCCGAUCUUGUGUCACGCAUGCACGCGUGCGUGCUGGACGCUCGCUUGCGCAUGUACAAGGAGAAAGCAUGUGGGUUUUUGUCUCACCAUCUCAUGUACCUAAUGGGUGGUGUUGGUGGCAAGAUGGAAAGAAUGACUUAUGCGAGAGGCGAUGUGGCGGUGGUGCAGCCGGCACAGCGAGACAACUCAGAUGUAGCUCAUACGUUUGCAGAUUCGCAAAACCUCGACCAAACGCAAGCACAAGACGCGGAAGAAGAAGUGUAUAUGGUAUUGUCACAGGCGGCUGUUCUCGGCGUGCUGCAGGCGGUACUUCAGGUUGCCAUGGUGACGGGCGAGUCCAGUGCGCGUGCGUAUGAAAAUGCGUUGGGACAACGGAGGUCUGGCAGCAAAGCGGGUAACCAUGGCAACGGGCGUCUGGAAAGUUUUGGAGCCCAAACAACUAAUGCAUCACAGGUGUCAAUGGAGGUAACUAGAUCAGAGGGCAGCCAAUCAAAUCAUAGGAAUGGUAAAACGUCCGCCAAUGAGAACGUCGACUCGAACGGCUUCGGUCCCAUUGUGUACACACAAAUGGCCUCGACAGUGUCUAAUGCUGUGCGUAUGGCUCGUAGCGGUGUGUUGUGGGAGGUGGUGAGUGGGUUUAAGAGAGUCCUACACCCGAGAUUGGCCGACGAAUCAUACCACAAGCGUAGGCGGUAUGCGAGCACAUCUACCAGCGCACACACACAAUAUGAUGCCGCUACAGAUGGGUUCGAUACACGCACAAGUUCACAUACACACACUCCCACCUUCACUCGCCAAAAAGCACGCGGGGAAGCUGUAGAUGGCUCAGAGGACGUGCGCACUGCUGUGGCCAUUGUGCGCCUUUUGGGACGGGAGAGCAUCACUAGCAGAGAGUUAAAUGUGCUGCAGAAGGCUAUCGUGUACGGUGAUAUCGAGAAUGACAGCGAUCCAGAGGACGAUACCGACGACUGGAACACCCACGCAACAUCAGAAGCCGACAGUGGCAUAGACACACCACACCAACACAGCUCACACACGAGCUAUCGCGAGGGCUGGGCCAACACGGAGAGCCACGUACCCUCUCGCAAACGCAGGUGUUCGCCAUACAAAGGCACAGACACACACACGGAACUGGAACUUGCCUGGCGAGAUGCGUGGGCACGCAAUCGUAUGGCAGUCAUUGAUACGAUCACAUACCUCAUGCACCACACGACCCGACGGCCGGCCCACUACACGGAGUUCAGGGCCGGUGCGCCUGAGCCUGAAAAUACAAACGAGGACCGGUACUUGACCCGUACAUAUGUGCGUGGCCCCGGUGUUGGCAAACGGAUUCGUAUAGCGGUACAGUGUGAGCUCACGGUUGCGCAACCGGUCACGUGCGGAGGUAGACAGAGCGAUGACGAGGCGAUCUCGUUGGUUCAUGCAUCGAUUGCACGACUCAGAGCUAAUUAUGCUCGCCAUGUUACGCACAUGGUUGGUCCCGGAAGUGUUGUGAAUACUGAUGCCCAUCUCAUGGCCGGUGUCCUGCGCCGAGAGAGUAGUCAUGGUCAGAUGGCCAUUACCGCCUUUACUCUCACCGACGGGGUGGGUGAAUGGCCCCCACAAGACGGAUAUGUGGUUACCGCUUGGGUUCAAGUUCCUGUACAGGCAAGUACACGGGAACACACUCACGCACACACACACACCCACGUGCAAACACGUGGACAAACGCCAAAGCCCACCCAAACGCGCACACACGUACAGAACCGGGAGCAGGUAUCGAAUAUCGGACCGGCCGAGGUAGUGCUAGAGAGAGAGGCUGAGUCGGAGACUGAUGCGACCUACUGGGGUACACCAUUGAGUGCCCACACACACGCCCACGACCUCACAUCGACACACACAUCUGUACAAGCGCCUGUAGAUACACCUGUGCACAUACGCACGGAAGAGCUACGUACAGAGGAUCCUGAGAAAAAGGGGGGAAGUGAGGAGGUACACACGGUGCAGAGCUUCACAUUGAUGGCAGUCAAUGAGAUGUCUGUGGGUGUGGAGGGUGCGUGUCUAUGGAUUGACACAGACACGACCGCCUCGCUGUCGCGCACAGCGGUUGGGAGACGAGGUAGCGCAACUAGCAAUGCCGGUGCGAAGUACACAGAUGAAGGCGAGCUAUUGAAGUCGAGAUGGCACUUUAACGGCUGUGCGUCCCUCUUUGACGGCGAGUGGCAUCAUGUGAUUGUGCAUGUGACACGCACGUCACAUACCGUAGCACGUGUCAGUGUCUUUUUAGACGGCGUGCGCACCAAUGUGAACACAGGUACCGAACUUUCUGCGGGAGGGAAUUCUAUAAAUACACCAACCAAGUCUAUAAACAGAACGACCAAGCCCGACCCAGCCACUGCACGUACGCCGAGGGAUGCACCGGUGAAUGAGGGUGAGGAUACCGGUAUAGAUACGGAAGAAUCGCAACGAACAAUUGAAGAGGAACGAACACUUACGCAUGAGUACAAGGCCGACUUUGAAGGUGAACACUUGGUCACGAAGGCUCAUGUGCCGUACUUCACACAAGCGGACGGUGGGCCGAGAUCGUCUGUCAGUGUCAAUAUCAACCCGGAUCUGAACGAGGUGCGAUUGAACUAA
Molecule: messenger RNA, 3026 nt
Organism: Sphaeroforma arctica JP610
Lineage: Eukaryota; Ichthyosporea; Ichthyophonida
Exons: 8
Coding region: 81-3026 (981 amino acids)
Source: RefSeq, a predicted model, not a curated record